UCCCACUCGGUCUACACACACAAUACGGCUCAGUCAACUUUGCUCACGAUCAGUCGACCGCUGACAGUCGCUAUCGACAGUAUACGCGCGCAGCCCAAGUAAACAAAGACAUCACCAUGUUUGGCGCUGGAACGGUAGCGAUGGUGCUCUUCUUCUGGAUGAACACCUACGAAUUCUUCUAUCCCGAGAGCAUCCGAAUCCCGCCAUCGCGUAUCAACCACGUCGCACCAGCCGGCAAGUAUCUGAUCUUCGACCGGCACUCGUACGAGAACAGGACUCGGGCGUAUCUCCAGUGCGACGAGCCGCAGCAGCGACCCGAGCCGGGCUCGUUGAGCGAGUUCAUCCAGUGCGAGGUGUACCGCGACGACGGCCUCGGCCACCAGGACAAGUGCCCCGUCACCCUCUUGACCAAUCGCCGGAGCGCGGGCCGCCUAGAUCCCGCCCACACGAGACUGCGCCUCCUGGGCGACGACAAGGUGAUACUGAGCUGGCGCGAUCCCAGCCUGCCGGCCGAUUCGCCCAACAAGUGGCGCUUGCAGGUCGUGCACUUCGGCGACUGCUCGCUGCACGAGGCCGAUCCGCGCAGACUCAGGUAUCUGCAGCCGCUGACCUUCGUCGUCUUCGAGAACUGGUUCGUCGCCAUCGUGUACAGCGAGCGCAAGGACAGCAAGUGGUACACGCCGCCCGAGGCCCAGAACAACGUGAUCAGGCUGUGGGUCGGCUUCAACGAGCGCCUCGACGUCGACGCGGGCCCGUUCUUCUGGCAGAAGCAGGUGGACCGCGACGAUCGCAUGAUCGUCGCGCCGCUCGACGACAAGAAUCCCAAGAGCGAUUACCUGCUCAUCGAGACCUAUCGGAUGGAGCGGCGCAAACAGACGGUGGCGCGAGUCUCGAUCGUCUAUCACGACCUCAAGAUUCUGGGCCUGCAAAAGUACGUGGUCGUCGACGGCGAGCUCGAGAGCAAGCCGAACAAGAUCGAUCCGUACGAGCGCGUGGCCUACUCGACGAGCAACAAUCGCAUCGGCGUCUGCGCCAAGAUACCCCUCGGCAACGGCCAAUAUCGGGCCGACUGCAACCAGUGGGAUCGUAAAGGCUAUCCGAUCCUCAAGGAGGAGCUCCAGAUGUAUCCCUACCGCCACUGGGCGGAGAUGUCCAUGCUGAAUCUGCCCGGCCAGCAGGGCAUACUCCUGCUCACGGCCAACUGCCAGGACGCCUCGUGCAAGCCCGACCAGAAGCACGUACACUUCGUGUCGCGGAUCGAUCAUCGGGGCAUCAACGUCAAUCGCUCGCACACCUUCUCCAAGCUCGAGUGCGAUCGCGCCACCAAGAGGUCCGACGUGCGGCUGUUCCAGGACCGACCCGGACGCUACUGUCUGACCGAGGUCUGCUACGAGGACUUCGAGGACGAUCGCAAGGUUCGGAAGAGGAGGAAGCUGCAGCGACAGCAGCAGCCAGAGAACAAGACGGAGGAGUUCAAGUUUUGGACCAAGUGCUUCAACGAGAUACCCGAGGGGAGCGUAUCGACGACGGCCGUCAAGCCGCGGCAACAAGAGCCGGAGGACCAGAUCGACGCCAUGCUGAAUUACUUGUAUGAAUUAAUUAGCGACUGGUUCAGCCUUGUAUGAUUUUGUUUUGACGAGCUGCGCGAUCGAUCGAGAUUUUGUUUAUAUUUCCGUUGAUAUGAAAUUGUAUAUACUACUCUUGCGAUAAAUUUUACGUCGAUUGUACGUACGAUGUACAAACACAUUUGAUAUGACUUCGAUUUUGGAUAAAUAAAUCAUUUUUGAUAAUUCAAACGA
Molecule: messenger RNA, 1799 nt
Organism: Trichogramma pretiosum
Lineage: Eukaryota; Metazoa; Arthropoda; Insecta; Hymenoptera; Trichogrammatidae
Exons: 2
Coding region: 117-1625 (502 amino acids)
Source: RefSeq, a predicted model, not a curated record